Messenger RNA from Linepithema humile (Argentine ant), 4919 nucleotides. RefSeq names its product AMP deaminase (gene AMPdeam). Gene Ontology annotation, biological process: IMP salvage; AMP metabolic process. Gene Ontology annotation, cellular component: cytosol. The record is from RefSeq and is a predicted model, not a curated record. Lineage: Eukaryota; Metazoa; Arthropoda; Insecta; Hymenoptera; Formicidae. Gene Ontology annotation, molecular function: AMP deaminase activity.
UCUAUCUAGUUGGAGUACUGACGAACGCCUUCGUCGAUUGACGCGAGCGAUGGUUCUGAAAAUUGGCAGCUAGCCUAAGAUCUUACAGCAGACUGAUAGUAUUUUGGCUGCCGUAGGUGCUCACAAUGGUGCCGUAGGUGCUCGUCUCGUCAGUGCAAGGCGAGAACAAACGCGCGAGUUAGCUUCGCAGCAGUGACCGCAGUUCGGUCGUCACGGUAGUUUCGCGGUGUUCUUCGUUGUGUUACGUGAUGCGUAAAUCUUGAACGUGGUGUCCCGCUAAAUUUGGGAAAUUUUGUGAAAACGGAUCUCCCACCAAUUGCACGGUCGCUCCGCAAAUCUGCAAUCGUAGGCCUUGAAAAGUGGCGUGUAUGCGAAGUUUGCGAAAUCCCGAAAACAUUUUGAUUCAACUGAUCAAAUUAGUGUAAUUUAAGCUGUAUCAAGGAUCGCGUGACUUGGCGUGACCGGGAGAAAGAUGUCGAUCAGAGGUGUGACCACUUCGGAGAACGAGGCGUUCCUUGGUUCCUUGCGCCUGCCGAAUUUUUUGAUCGAUCCUGAUGAAUAUUACGAAGGUAGCGAAAGCCCAGUCUUCGGCAUCGAAAAUAACGGAACCGGCACAGGAAGUGGCAGUGCUUUGAGGCUUGCGUCUCACGAGUUACCGAACGAAAUUUCGGCGCCUUACGAAGUACCACAAUUUCCGAUCGAGCAAAUCGAAAAGAAGCUUCUGAUUCAACGUCAACUGACCGUCAAAGCGGCUAAGGAUCUUGAGGAACGCCGCAGUCAUUACGAGCCGUCGCUUCAUCCAGGAGUUCCCGAUGACACCGAUCAUAGCUUCAAAAUCGAGGAAAAUGACUUUGUGCCGCACUUUCAACGAGUCUCCAUAUCGGGGGAAGACACUUCCGGGGUGCCUUUGGAAGAUCUUCAAAGGGCCUCCAAGAUGCUGGUGCAGGCAUUAGCGAUACGUGAGAAGUAUAUGAACAAUUCCAAGCAGACUUACCCCUCGAUCACGUCUAGAUUCUUGCGUAGUAUCGACAAAAGACCGCUCACCACGGACGACGAGGUUCACCACGAAGAUCGCAAGGCCAUCGAAGGGAAAAGGCGGCUGGAUAUUGAGAACAAAAUCAUGGAUGCUCGAUCCGACGCGGACAUCGACGCGCUGAUCAAAGACGUCUCACGGACAGAUCAUCCGGUGCACGCACCCGCAUCUCGGGGCGACCCGUGGGAGUGCGAGUUCCCACCGACGAAAAACUACAAGAUUGCGCCGAUUAACGGCGUGUUCAACUUGUUCGCCAACGACGAGGACCUGGCCGCCGGCAAGCCGCUCCCGUAUUCCUACCCGGAUUUGGCGAUUUUCGUACGGGACAUGAACCUGCUUUGCGCGAUGAUCGCGGAUGGGCCACUGAAAUCCUUCUGCUACCGAAGACUGAGUUAUCUCUCCUCCAAGUACCAGCUGCACGUGCUACUGAACGAGCUCAGGGAGCUGGCGAGUCAGAAAGCCGUGCCGCACAGGGACUUCUAUAACAUCAGGAAGGUCGACACCCACAUACACGCGGCUUCGUGCAUGAAUCAGAAGCACCUGCUCAGAUUUAUCAAGAAAACGUUGAAGAAUCACGCAGACGAAGUGGUCACUUCUUCCAAGAAUGGCGAGACCAUGACGCUCCGCGAAGUCUUUCAGUCCAUGAACCUGACGACCUACGAUCUGAGCGUCGACAUGUUGGAUGUGCACGCGGAUAGAAACACGUUUCACAGGUUCGACAAGUUCAACGCGAAGUACAAUCCGAUCGGUGAGAGUCGCCUGCGCGAAGUUUUUCUGAAGACCGACAACUACUUGAACGGCACAUACUUCGCGAGAAUAAUUAAGGAAGUUGCGAGCGACCUCGAGGAGUCCAAGUAUCAGAACGCUGAGUUGCGUCUCUCGAUUUAUGGCAAGAACCCGGAGGAAUGGGACAAGCUGGCCAAAUGGGCGAUCCAAGGUGACGUUUAUUCGGACAACGUGCGCUGGCUCAUACAGAUUCCCAGACUAUAUGAUAUUUUCAAGCUGAAUAAGCUCAUGUCGAAUUUCCAAGAGAUCAUCAACAAUAUCUUCCUGCCGCUCUUCGAAGUGACCAACGAUCCUCAUUCUCAUCCAGAGCUGCAUAAAUUUCUCCAAUAUGUAAUAGGUUUCGAUUCUGUGGACGACGAGAGCAAGCCGGAAAAUCCUCUCUUCGACAAAGACGUCUGUUCACCGGCGGAAUGGGACGACAUAGAGAACCCGCCCUACGCAUAUUAUCAAUACUACACUUACGCAAAUAUGACGGUUCUCAACCACUUUAGAGCAGAACAAGGCUUCAAUACGUUUGUCCUGCGGCCUCACUGCGGCGAAGCUGGUCCUAUUCAACAUCUCGUGUGCGGCUACAUGAUGGCGGAGAAUAUUUCACACGGCCUGCUGCUGAGAAAAGUCCCCGUGCUCCAAUAUCUGUAUUACUUGGCGCAAAUCGGCAUCGCAAUGUCACCGCUCAGUAAUAAUUCGCUUUUCCUUAACUAUCAUCGCAAUCCGCUUCCAGAAUACCUUGCUCGAGGAUUAUGCGUAAGCUUGUCCACGGACGAUCCUCUUCAGUUUCAUUUUACCAAGGAACCCCUGAUGGAAGAAUACAGUAUUGCUGCACAAGUGUGGAAACUGAGUUCGUGCGACAUGUGCGAGCUGGCACGCAAUUCCGUCAUCAUGAGCGGCUUUCCGCACAAAAGCAAGCAGUACUGGCUGGGGCCUAACUACACGAAGGAAGGCGUCGCUGGCAACGAUAUCACGCGAACCAACGUGCCGGAUAUACGGGUGGCCUAUCGAUACGAGACGUUGGUUGAUGAAUUGUCCAAUAUUUUCAAGGUCGUGGAGAAACCCGAGUCACUUCCAUUUUAGCAGAUUAUUAUUUGUGGGCGAUCAGAAGUGAUGGAUUGAUUACGUGACGGCAACAUACAGUUCAUAAAUAGAAGAUUACUCGUGCGGCUUAUCCUUGCGAUUCCUGGCCUCCUCUUAUCCUGGUCCUUAAAAUAUUCCUGGAAUAUUGGUGAGUUUUUUUUAUCAACUCACUGAAUUAUUACUUUAAACUAUAUAAUUCUUUCAAUCUUUUCCUGUUAAGAAACAUCGUUUGGGUGAAGUUCGAAUUUGCAUUUCGAACAAAAUCCAAUCUUAAACCACAAAAUAAAAACAAGCUGCGAUAUAUUUGCAUAAUAGCAUAAUUUAAAAAUUAUGCAAUAUCUUUUAUUGACUUUUCGAACUUAAACAUGUUUAAGAGAUUGCAAUGUGUAUCAUGUAAGAUUAACAAGAUAAUCAUAAGUCGUAGUUAUAGGUAUCUAAUGGAAGAUUUUGCAAAUUUUGCAAAGCAGUUAUAAUUUGACGAUAAAUUGCAUAUUUAAUUGGAAAAUAAGAAAAAAACAAAUUGUGUAAUUUUCAAUCACGAUGAACAGGAUUGAUAAGAGUUUGGUGUUGAUCUUGAAAAAAUGACGGUUUGAAAAAAACAUGAUAUGAUAUUUUACGUUUUCAUUGGGCAAUGUAAGAGAUUCUUUUAACUCAUUCCUACGCAAAACUUUACUCAAAUAACUUUUAGCAUCUUUUUUUUCGUAUCUUUAUUAUUUUAUAGUGGAUUAUUAUUUUUUUUGUAAUGAUUAUAGCAUUUAGAGAGACUGGAAAUUUGUCACGAUGAACGCAUGACAACUGUCACUCACUAUGACUAACGCAUAUAUUGCAUUCGUAUCGUUGAUAUAUCGGUAAAUACUUUUUUGUCACUUUUUAAUUGAAGUAACUAGUAGAAAUCAGUUUGCUUGAAUGUCAUGUAAAUCGCUUUCGUCUUCUCGUUAUCAAUAUCUUUUCUAUGAAGAUCUUUCAAUCGCAGGGAUAAAUCUUGUCAAAAAUUAUAUAUAUAGACCACAAUAUUAUAUAUUAUAUAUAUAUAUAUGUUGACCAAUUUAAUAGUAGUUGUUAGAAGAUAUUUCUUCUAUCGCGCGCGUUGCAAAAUGUUAAUACACACACUAGCAUAGAUAUUGUAAUACGAAUUAAGGUAGAGUUGAGUAUUACGUUAAUUUACCUUAGCGUUAAGCAUCUCGUGAUGGAAUAAAUCCGUUUUUCAUAUCUCGGCUGGGCAAGACGACAGCGAUACUCUUUCUUGGAUUUUAGCUUUAUUUUCUUACAUUUUUGUACAUUUAUAUCGUGAAAUCGUGUAUGACAUUUGUUUCGGCGAGUAUGCAGAGUAGCUGGCUCGUAUGCGGAUAGUUAACUCGUGCCAUUAUACACACUGCAACAAUCUUCCCCAUUUUCCGUAAAUAGUGUAAAUAUGGACUUAAUUUAAUUAGGGCUGAUACUUUACGAACUAUAUGUGCGUGCCAAGGUAUGAUACAGCAAUGUAAACCCGCUGUCCCUCCUUUUCGCCUUAAUUUUACGCCUGGCUUUUCUCACAGUUUCUUGUGUCUGCCAUUUUCCGAGAGAACUUUCCGAACAACGAGCCUAAUUGAGCGAUUAUAUGACGAUCUAUAACGGGACAAUGUGCUCUGAUAUCGAAUUUAAAUUGAAUUGUUAUAUUAGAUAGAGGAAGAAAGAUAUAUUUAUUGUAAAAAGUAUAUAUAUAUAUAUAUAUAUAUACUAUGAAGAGAAAUAUACUUGCAUCGUUAAAAACAAAUUUGCAUAAUUAUUCACAAUGCACUAUUUAUGCACUAACGAUAGCCUCGACGAUAGAUCUAACGAUAAUUGCGAACAUUAGCGAAGUAUUUUGUUGGAAAUAUCAGGUUCAUAAUGAGAUGAUAUAAAAGGUUCAAUCGAGAGUGUGAGUAACGAGAUUAUGAUUUCAUUUUAUUCAUUAGUUAAAUUAAGAAAAUAUAGCAUUGAGGUAGUAAAAUAUUACAAUUUCAAAUUCUACUCGCCACUAUGUUACAGAAGCAUAUAAAUUUAUACAAAA